CUCUAUCAGGCGCUUGUCACCAACACUCCCUCUCUCCCUCUCUCUCUCUCUCUCUCUCUCUCUCUGAGUCUCUCUUUCACCUUCUCUGCCCAUCCCAAUCUUUUUGCCCUUCUAAGGAUUCGGGCACUCCAGGGACACUUUUGCUCGUCAACAGAAGGUCUUGAGGCUCGCAAGGCACCCGGGGUUCGUUUAUUAUAUGUACUAGUAGUUACUUGUAUUGGUUCCUUGUAUGGAUUUCUUGAACUGGCUUGAACCUGACAUGUCCUUCAAGGUCCUAACUUGUUUUGACGAUCAAUCUGAUCUUGUUCGCGUUAGUUCUGUCUCGCGCUCUUGGCGUCAUUUUGUGAUAGAAAAUGGUCUUUGUAAAAAGCUGUGCUUGAGAAUGUUCCCUCAGUUAUCUAGAGUUGCUGGUGUGGUUGAGUUAAACAGCCCCAACGCACAAGAGUUUGCAGAAGUUGGAUCUAGCAAUUCAAAGGAAUUGGAAACCUUGGAAAGGGAGCAUAGGGUCUAUGCUUUUUUAGCUCGUGGUUUUAUAUCUUUUGAUGUUAGGAGUUCUAUUUCCGAGGCAAUCAGUGCUUCCAGCACUGACAAUAAUCCGGAAGAAACCAUUCACAAUACUCUACAACCAAGAGACAUGGUGGGACGGAGAGCUUCGUAUUGGUCAAGUAAAGGCCAAAGUGACCCUGCAGUGCCUGAGUUUCUGAUAUACAAGUUGGUGUCUGAUUUGGUCGUAAUUAAUGAAAUCAGCAUACAUCCUUUCCAAGCUUUUUUCCAGGCAGGUUUACCAAUAUAUUCGACCAAUGCUGUGCGAUUUCGAAUGGGUCAUGUCAAAUCCCCUGUGGUUGUAGACUGUGAUUCAAAGGGUGAAUCAUGUCAUGAAAACAAGUUUGUAUGGACCUACACUUCAGAAGUGUUCCGAAUGACUCAGGAGAACCGCUUGCAGACAUUUAAGCUUCCAGAACCAGUUCUUUGCAUAGGUGGAAUUUUACAGAUUGAGCUUCUGGGUAGAGUUCAGAGACAAGAAAUGGACGGAUUGUUCUAUAUAUGUGUGUGUCAUGUUGAAGUCAAAGGGAAGCCAUUAUCGCCUGCAUUUGGUGUUGAAAUUCAUGAACCAUCUGGGGAGAUUGUGUUGAAGAACGACGUGCAGGCCAAGUUGCACAACCAACCUCCCGAGAAUGAGUCUGUUGUGAUCUCCACUGUUAAUUUCGAGAAUAUGGGAGACGACAUGCUGCCAGUUGAGAAUAUCGAGGGGGAAUAUGAAUGGGAGGAAGAGGAGGGAUCUGAUGAAGAGUAUUUCCUCUAAUUGUAUGUCAAAAGUAGCGGUUUUUUCAUUGAUUGUUUCUAAACCAUAGCUUCUGUCCUCUCGUUGAAUUGGACUUCCGCACGUCGGGGGCUAGUUUUCUCGAGUGUAUUAGCCCCGGCAAAGUGAGAGUGAAUGUCAUAAACAGUUGCUGUAGAGUUAUAUUUGAGGAGCUGAAACAGUGAUAAUCUCUGCUAAGUGCAAGUUUUAGCUGCUUGUAUAUUUGAGGUGUUUGAAUAUUUAAGGUCUCUCUCAUCAUAUUUUUGGUGUA
Molecule: messenger RNA, 1571 nt
Organism: Pyrus x bretschneideri (Chinese white pear)
Lineage: Eukaryota; Viridiplantae; Streptophyta; Magnoliopsida; Rosales; Rosaceae
Product: F-box protein At4g00755
Exons: 6
Coding region: 230-1303 (357 amino acids)
Molecular function (GO): protein binding
Source: RefSeq, a predicted model, not a curated record